UACCAUAUGACAACAGUGAAAUAUCUACAAAAAUUAAAAAGAAAAAGAAGCCUAAGCAUCUAGGGUACAAGAAUUCACUGAAUCUGGCAGAUGCAAAUGUUUUAGUUGUUCCUGGAAAAGGUUUCUCAUAUGAACAGAGGUUGCAGGUUGACCCCAUGAUGCAACAUGAACAGAAUGUUAAAAAGAGAUUGGAGAAUCCACAUUUUGAAUCUAAUGGAAGCACUGGCCUUUAUAUUCAGCAUGUGGCAAAGAAGCCUAAGCUCUUGAAACACUGCCUGAUGCUUCUUCAGAUGCAAUUACUCCAAUGACUGGGUCCAUGACUUCACCCGUUGCUUCUCAGAUGAGUAAUAUGUCUAAUUCAAAUAAGCUCAUCAAAACAAUUGCUAAUCGGGAUCGUGGAAGAAAACAUAAAGAAACAAAGAUGACUACAGGACAAUCAGGGUCUAGAAAUCCAUGGGCAGCAUUUGAUUGGGCCCAAAUUGGGGAGCUAGUGAGCAAUGCUAUCAACAGAACUCUCCAAUUCAAGUUGCAUUACUUCUUCCGGAAACCUAAAGAGUCCAAGGAACGCCAUAAAGCUCUAAUGGACAGAAGUGCUGGGGAUGGUGCUGAUAGUGCAGAAGAUUCUGGUUCUUCUCAGCCAUAUUACCUGGCAUUCCAAAGGCGUGGACCUGCUUCUUAA
Dioscorea cayenensis subsp. rotundata (Guinea yam) is the source of this 679-nucleotide messenger RNA. Its product is annotated as chromatin modification-related protein EAF1 B-like. The record is from RefSeq and is a predicted model, not a curated record. Gene Ontology annotation, cellular component: NuA4 histone acetyltransferase complex. NCBI's taxonomy places the organism in Eukaryota, Viridiplantae, Streptophyta, Magnoliopsida, Dioscoreales, Dioscoreaceae. Bases 305 to 679 code for a protein of 124 amino acids. The transcript has 6 exons.